This is a messenger RNA of Candidula unifasciata, 669 nucleotides long. NCBI's taxonomy places the organism in Eukaryota, Metazoa, Mollusca, Gastropoda, Stylommatophora, Geomitridae. The record is from the annotation of a GenBank genome assembly.
AUGGAGGAGAAAUGGUGGAAGGAGGAGAAAUGGUGGAAGGAGGAGAAAUGGUGGAAGGAGGAGAAAUGGUGGAGGGAGGAGAAAUGGUGGAAGGAGGAGAAAUUGUGGAGGGAGGAGAAAUGGUGGAAGGAGGAGAAAUGGGGAGGGAGGAGAAAUGGUGGAAGGAGGAGAAAUGGUGGAAGGAGGAGAAAUAGUGGAAGGAGGAGAAAUGGUGGGUGGAGGAGAAAUGGUGGAAGGAGGAGAAAUGGUGGAAGGAGGAGAAAUGGUGGAAGGAGGAGAAAUGGUGGAAGGAGGAGAAAUGGUGGAAGGAGGAGAAAUAGUGGAAGGAUGAGAAAUGGUGGAAGGAGGAGAAAUGAAAUGGUGGAAGGAGGAGAAAUGGUGGAAGGAGGAGAAAUGGUGGAGGGAGGAGAAAUGGUGGAAGGAGGAGAAAUGGUGGAAGGGGGAGAAAUGGUGGGAGUUUUAGGAGAGAAAUGUGGAGGAGGAGAACCCUGGAUGGGGAAGGAGGAAAUGGUGGAAGGGGGAGAAAUGGUGGAGGGAGGAGAAAUGGUGGAAGGAGGAGAAAUGGUGGAAGGAGGAGAAAUGGUGGAAGGAGGAGAAAUGGUGGAAGGAGGAGAAAUGGUGGAAGGAGGAGAAAUGGUGGAAGGAGGAGAACUGAUACACGCCCAAUAA